Chlorella variabilis is the source of this 546-nucleotide messenger RNA. RefSeq lists its product as hypothetical. Gene Ontology annotation, biological process: positive regulation of protein catabolic process; protein ubiquitination. Gene Ontology annotation, molecular function: protein binding. The annotation marks the transcript as partial. The record is from RefSeq and is a predicted model, not a curated record. The transcript has 3 exons. Lineage: Eukaryota; Viridiplantae; Chlorophyta; Trebouxiophyceae; Chlorellales; Chlorellaceae.
AGCUCGGAGGAGGAGAGCGGGGACGAGGGCUGGGUCGCGCCCCAGGAGGGUGACGAGGAAUGGGACGACCCGUCCGGCGGCGUGCUAUCCCAGGUGUUCGCCGCCGCCGAGGCCGGCGACGCGGCGGGGCUGGCGGAGCUGCUGCAGGGCUUGUCUGUAUCCAUAGACACACGGGGCGCCGAUAGCGACACAGCCAUCCAUCUGGCUGCUCUCUACGGGCAUGCAGAGUGCGUGCGUCUGCUUCUGGACAGCGGGGCGAGAGCCGACGUGGCGGACGCGGACGGCGCGCUGCCGCUGCACGAUGCGGCAGCCGGCGGCUACACCGAGAUUGUGGAGAUGCUGCUGGCGGCGGCUCCCGGCACAAUAGACCGCGGCGACAGCGAGGGGGACACGGCGAUCCACAAUGCGGCGCGGGGCUCGCAUGUGGAGGUGCUUGAGCUGCUGGUCGGGCGCGGCGCCGACGUCACGCUGCAGAACGACGAGCUCAAGACGGCGGCGCAGCUGGCGGAGCGCGGCUCGCGGGCGCGGGAGAUGCUCGAGGAGGCG